AUGCCGGGUCCCCCUGGCCGGAUAUUUUUCGGCAAUGCUUUCGAUCUCGUCUACAAGCCAGCGCAACAGCAGAUGGCUAAAUGGGCAGAAGAAUAUGGACCUAUCUACAAACUGAGCCUUCCAGGAGCCAUGGUUGUCGUACUAACGGAACCGGAGGCAAUAACAACGGUCAUCAAACUGGAACGCUUCGAAAAAGACCGAAUGAUGUAUAAAGUACUGGAAGAAAUUACCAGCGAGACGCUUCCAAAUAUGUUGACAGUUCCCACUGGGCCGUACUAUCGUGCCGUACGCAAGGCUAUAACGCCUGCCUUCAGCAGCGCCAAUCUGAGGCAAUUCUUUCCUGAGUUGGUGUCCCUGACGGAGCGCCUGGCGGCGCAGCUAAUGACCCACGGGUCCGUAGUUCCAGUGGAUGUGGACAGAGCGGCGCAACGGUUAACCAUCGACGUCAUCGGUCGCUUUGCAUUUGACCGCGACUUUGGCGCUUUAGGCUUUAGCCGCAGCGAGGAGCUGGAGGCGAUCUGUGCGCUGAUGCUUGCGUUGGAGACGUCCCAAAAUCCGCUGAACCGCUGGUUUUGGUGGCGUAAGGUGCACAGACCCGACUACUGGCUAUGUACGGUAAACCAGUAUCGGCUGACGAUGCUUGUACCUGCUAUGGCGGAGGCUCGGGUAGCUGAGGAGCUGGACGUCUGCGGGCUGUUGGCGACGUCCACCCGACCCAAGCCGCGACCGGUGACGUGGGGCGAUCUGGGCCAACUACGCUAUCUCAACGCAGUCAUCCAGGAAGCCCUACGACUGAUGCCGCCAGUUUCCGCUGGCACCAUAAGGACUGCUCCACGGGACACGCGGCUGGCGGGCAAGGAUGUUCCCGCGGGUGCCACAGUGUGGAUUCCACACUACGCCGUACAGCGGUCGUCCCGCACUUGGGGAGCGGACGCCGGGAGAUUCCGACCAGAACGCUGGCUGACCGGGUUUAGUGGACUGCAGCAGCAGCAGCAAGGAGAGAAGGAGGAGGAGGGGAAGCUGCCUAAGGGGCAAUCGGAAGGCGUCACCGACGGCGGCGGCAGCAGUGGCGGCGAUGGCGCAGUACGACGUACGGCUGCAGCAGCGGCAGCGGUGAUGGCGACGGAUGAUGAGGAGGAGAUAGUCAAAGCCGCUGCGACCACCGCGGCUCGCGGCUGGCUUCCCUUCAGCGAUGGUCCCCGGAACUGCGUGGGCCAAUCCCUGGCGCUGUUGGAGCUACGGACGACCUUGGCGACGCUGUGCGGCAGGUUCAGAUUCCGGCUGGCCGAGGAGAUGGGCGGCGUGGAAGGCGUGGUGGCGGCUGCCCGCCAGGAUGUUACCCUCAAGCCGGGUGACAAGGGCCUGCUGAUGCACGUUAUCCCUCGUGUACCAAC
Volvox carteri f. nagariensis is the source of this 1394-nucleotide messenger RNA. RefSeq lists its product as uncharacterized. The annotation marks the transcript as partial. NCBI's taxonomy places the organism in Eukaryota, Viridiplantae, Chlorophyta, Chlorophyceae, Chlamydomonadales, Volvocaceae. The transcript has 13 exons. Gene Ontology annotation, molecular function: iron ion binding; heme binding; monooxygenase activity. The record is from RefSeq and is a predicted model, not a curated record.